GCAGGGAUGGUGCGUGUGUACCUUCACAAGCUAAUCCGGUAUCUCUGCAUCAGCACCACCACGUCGCCCUGUUGCUGUACCGCCCGUCGCACCGCCGCCGCCGCCGUUGGACUCGCCCAAGCUGGACCAGACGCAACGCAUCACCGAACCAGCGAUCCCACGUCAUAGCUCCACCGGCCACCUUCGCAUCGAGCUCGCCAGGCACCGCCCAUCCACGAUUGCAGCUCUGCCUCUCCUCGCCGGCCGUCCGGUUCCCGUCCCCAGGCCAGAUGCGCCUCGCACCCCGAGCCUCCUGCGUCCAGUUCAUGUCGAUUGAAUGCCUCCCGUGCUGAACCCCUUCCUGCGCGCCUUCUUCCGCAGUGCGCUGCCCAGCCAGUGCUCGCCCGCCCAGCACCACGUCCUCCUCGUCCCCACGACCGACGUGCUGCUCAGCGCGCGCGACAAAGACUCGGGCACCGCCUACGCCGACCUCAGCGGCUCCGAAGAGUUCCUCGCCAGCCAUGUCCUGCGCGUGCCGGGCGGCGUGGGCCCCAACAACCAAGUCAAGGACACCAGCAGCUUUCGCGAAACGCGCGGCAAGGCGAAGCAGUUCACCACCGCGAACGGCCGCACCGUGAUCGUCAAGGAUGCCUUCAUCUACAGCAACAAGGGCUUCAAGACACUCAACCAGGCGCAGCUUCUCGGCGACACCAUAUUCUACCCCGAUGCCUUCGACGCCCAGCCGUGGCUCGUCUACUUCAUCUCGCGCCCCCUGAUCGGCACCUACGAGGCCACGGCCAUCAUACCCGCGACGCUGGCAAUCAGACAAGAUGUCAAGAAAGCGCCAGUUCCCGCUGCAGGGAGCUCGUCGGCGGCCAGCAGCUCGUCCAUGCCGCGCAAGAAGGAGGUCAAGUCCUUUGGCGACCUGCUGAACCACUUCCCCAUGAUCGCGCGCCAGAUGCAGCCGGGCUUGGAGCGGCUGUUCAAAGAGUUUGCGCAAGAGCUGGAGAAGCCGCUACCUCCAACGCCGUCGACACGGUCGCGGAGGUCGUCUCAGAGUUCUCGACGGCGCGGAUCCGUGUCGUCGGUUGAGACCGCCGGGUCGCGCCCCUUGUCAAUGCACAGCAGCGCCUCUCAGGGGCCGAAUGGCUUCAUAUCGACACUCGAGAUUGGCGACGAGGAAGACGCCAUGCGCAAUUCGCUCGAGACGGCUGUGACGGCCGCCAUUGAUCUUUUCCAGAUGGUGGACAAACAGCAGCUAUCGUUGCUGGGCGCGACGACAGACCUUACCGGUCCUAUCGUGGAGCGCAUGAUCGAGCGCUACAUCGCCGAGCAGGUGCACCACACCCUCCUCUUCGCACGGAUAUGCGACAUACGCCGCCUCGAAGACCUGGACCUCGAGCGCCAGACGCGCCAGAUGCAAGAUAUCGACAUCUCGCAGGUUGGCAUUGACAUUGGCAACGGGCGCAAGGGCAAGCAGGAGCUCGCCAUACGCCUCUCCAAAGCUGUCGAUAUGUUCAAGAAGAUGGGCGUCGCCGGGAGUCCGCAGGAGAUGCUGGAGAUUGUUUUGGCUGUAACAAAACACAUCACAAUGCCGGACGCGUCAUUUGUCGCGAAUGAUCCCAAAGCCCAGGCUACACUGAACGGACAGCAACUCUCAGAGAAGCACGAUCAUCUUCUCACCAUCAAUGCAGACACCCUGGUUUCUCUGCUGCUUAUUGUCGUGAUACGCGCCCCUGUGCGACAUCUACAGGCGCGCCUCUCCUACAUGCGCCACUACAUCUUCAUCGACGACGUAGAGACCGGUGAGAUGGGAUACGCGUUAAGCACGUUCGAAGCUGUGUUGUCUUAUCUACAGAACGACUCGGGCGGCCUGCGAAAGGCGAGCCGGCGGAAUCGAAAGCUAUGGCAAGCGACCAAAUCAGGCGAUCUAGCGACAAUGCAAGGCAUUCUCGAGCCAGAUCGGUCGUUCCACGAAGCCAUGGAUGACACUUCGAGCGAUGACGAACUGCCGGAGCGGCACCACCCGGUUCGGUUCGCGAGCUUCUCAGACUUACACUCAGUAGCUGGCUCCUCAACGAAUGGAGACUAUGAACCUCGGAGGAGACGGCGGCGUAGUCCCUCUGGCAGCAGAGAAAGGGACGAGGAUGGGCCAUUGGCACACAUCUUCCCGUUCCAACGUGCUCAGACACCAACGCUACCGGAGCGACCGAAACUGAAGAAGACGGUCUCUUACGAGACACGAAGUACAUCAAGCUGUUCAGCACGGUCAUUCAGAUCUCGCACAACGAUGGACUCUCGGUAUAGCGCUAUUGAAGGCGACACAUCUAUCGAGAAGCUUGUAAUGACACAAGGCUCGGACGGCGAGUCGGUUUUGAUGAUGGCCAUCGAGAGCAAGCAGGACAAGGCGUUGCAGUAUCUAUUGAGUCUUACUGACUACUACACACCGACAUUCGUGGCUGAGGACUGCAACAAUGAGGGGACAACCCUGUUAAGCCUGGCAGUGCAGUUGGCCCACAGCAAAUCGACUGACACUCUUCUGUCAUACAUUUUGGAGACAAGUAGCAGUCCGGAAGCGCUAUCAGCCUACUUUGCAAAACAAGAUUCGAAGGGGAGAUGCAUGGCACACUAUCUCUUCAACCAACCCCGUCUGAUUCAGCGCAUCGGACACCUCAUCCCCUGGCGGCUAAAGGACAAGAACGGGCAAACGCCUGUGUUCGCACUUUGCAGAUCUUACGACCACGAUGAGUACCACACUAUGGUCGACCAGGGCUUACUAGCCGCCACCUAUGCACAAGAUGACGGACAGCCGCUGCAUCUUGAUGAGCAUGUGGACGGCAAAGGCAACAGUCUGCUGCAUAUCAUCACCGACCCCCAGCUCGCAAACAAGCUGCUCUACCGCUGCGAUUCGGAUGCGAAUGCUACCAACGACAAGCACUUCACACCACUGAUGGUCGCUAGCAAGUACGGUCGUACGGAUAUGGUGCGGGUGCUGUUCCAGGACCCAAGGGUUGACUUGUCAGUAAGAGAUGCCCGUGGAUUGACGGCUGUUGAGCUUGCCAAGGACGACGACGUUCGCAAUCGCAUCGACGAUUUGGUACUGCUGUCCAACGAACCUGGUGCUGACGGACGCAUUACGACUGUGGUUCGGUCGUUCUUCGUGGAAGAUGGUACUGUUCGACUAGUGCUCAAAUCUGGGGCACCGAACGCCAACGGCAGCAUUACCGUGACCACAUGUCGCCGGUCAUCACACGACUUCGAGAACCUCGGGAAGUGGCUUGCUCAGGAGAACCCAGCGUCGUGGCUCCCGGUCAUCGCCAACAUGGCCUCGCCGUACCUCAUCCCGUCCAGGCCGUCUCGAUCUGUGUUGCGCGACCUGCAGCUCCGUCUUGACUCUUUCCUCAAGAUCCUCCUCCGACACCCCACAUUCUCGAUGCACGAGAUGGUCUGGGAGUUCUUCCUCGUGCCGGACAUUGACUCGACGAUGCUUGCACAGCGCUCCGCCCGCAAGGCGGAAUUGCGCGUCGAGCGUCUUCGCGAGGAGUUUGUGCCAAUCUUCGACGUACGUGAAGUCGAGCUCUUCGUACAGCACGCCCGCGAAAACGUACGGUCCCUCCACCACGCAUCAAAAUCCGUCCUGCGCCGCACAAACAAGCUACGAAUGUCGGCCACCGACCUCAACGAUGCUGCGAAACUCUCAAACACCGCCGUUCACUCACUCACCUUCCUCCCUGCGGCUCAUCUCCGCGCUUUCGAGCGCUACACCAAGACAGUCGCAGCAAGCGAGGCAAGCCCCAUCGCGGGCUUCUACUACAGCAUGCACGCCAUAAGCUCCACCAUAACCGCCGUCCUGACCUCGCUCACCCGGCCAUCCAAUCUCAUAAACAGCAUGUCCAGCACCCAGAAAGCCAUUGAUCGACACGACCUGUCCGUGCGGCGCUCAGAUCGCUGGCCACUUGGCCUGCUCGACGACGCACGCAGCAGGGUGCAGCGCGACGCGCAGGAAAAGAUGGACAAGAGCAAAGCCGAGUUUGCAGACCUCGGUAGGGAGCUCAGAUACACGCAGCAGGUCGUCGCGAGCGAACUGGCUAGCUGGCAGGAGAGUAGGGUGGAGAUGGGGCGCAAGGCGCUGCGGGACUUGGCGCGGAGGAUGGUUGUCACUGAGCGCGCGCGCCUGGAGAGUAUGAGGCGCGCUGUGAGGGACUUGGGGAUUGGUGAGGGCAGGAGGAAGGGUUUGGGGCCAAAUGGUGCGGCUGUGAAUGGUACGGCUGUUGGGCCUGCAGCUGUCGAGCAACAGACGCAUGACAGUGUCGAGACGAACGGUACCAUCGACAGCCCUGCGCAGGAGCUCCAGGAUGUCAUGCUGCCGCCCGAAGACAGCCUACCGGUCGAAGAUCUGGUCGAGGGGCCCCGCGACGAGCCUGAUGAAGAAACACCGCUGUUGGAUUUGGCGGCCGAGGCGCCCGAGCAGCUCGACGAUGCUAUCGCGCCGACCUCAGGGGAUGAUGUGGUGCGUGAUCUACCGCGGAGUUAGCAUGGCGGCGUAAUACUUUCUGUGGAUAUUGGAUUCGGACAUGGAGCUUUUUUGUUGGAAUAUAUG
Messenger RNA from Boeremia exigua, 4579 nucleotides. RefSeq lists its product as uncharacterized. The coding region runs from base 317 to 4513 and encodes 1398 amino acids. Gene Ontology annotation, biological process: early endosome to late endosome transport. The transcript is spliced from 3 exons. Gene Ontology annotation, molecular function: phosphatidylinositol binding; SNARE binding; guanyl-nucleotide exchange factor activity. Gene Ontology annotation, cellular component: tubular endosome; early endosome; transport vesicle. NCBI's taxonomy places the organism in Eukaryota, Fungi, Ascomycota, Dothideomycetes, Pleosporales, Didymellaceae. The record is from RefSeq and is a predicted model, not a curated record.